Molecule: messenger RNA, 4161 nt
Organism: Ochotona curzoniae (black-lipped pika)
Lineage: Eukaryota; Metazoa; Chordata; Mammalia; Lagomorpha; Ochotonidae
Gene: TNN
Product: tenascin N
Exons: 19
Coding region: 1-4161 (1386 amino acids)
Molecular function (GO): protein binding
Source: RefSeq, a predicted model, not a curated record
AUGGGCUCCCAGAGGAUGUUCAGCCUCCCCUUGGGGCUCCUGCUUGGCUCUGUGCUCCUGGCGGCUUCGGCCCCAGCCACACCAGAGCCCCACAGCUGCAGCGGCAAAGAACAGCAGGUGACCCUCAGCCACACCUACAAGAUCGACGUGCCCAAGUCAGCCCUGGUCCAGGUGGAGGCUGACCCUCAGCCUCUCAGUGAUGAAGGGACUUCCCUGUUGGCCCUGGGGGAGGCUGGGGAGGAACAGAACAUCAUCUUCAGGCACAAUAUCCGCCUUCAGACGCCACAGAAGGACUGUGAGUUGGCGGACAGUGUCCAGGACCUCCUGGCCCGGGUGAAGAAGCUGGAGGAGGAGAUGGCAGAGAUGAAGGAACGGUGCAGUCCCCAGCACUGCUGCCAAGGAGCUUCUGACCUGAGUCGCCAUUGCAGCGGCCACGGCACCUUCUCCCUAGAGACCUGCACCUGCCGCUGCGACCAAGGCUGGGAAGGCUCAGACUGUGAGCGGCCUUCCUGCCCCGGAGCGUGCAGCGGCCACGGGCGCUGUGAGGACGGGCGCUGCCUGUGCGAUGCGCCCUAUGUGGGCGCCGACUGUGCCUACUCCGCCUGCCCCGAGAACUGCAGCGGGCACGGCGUCUGCGUGCAGGGCGUCUGCCAGUGCUACGAGGACUUCACGUCGGAAGACUGCAGCGAGCGGCGCUGUCCUGGCGACUGCAGCGGCCAUGGCUUCUGCGACACGGGCGAGUGUUACUGCGAGGAGGGCUUCGUUGGCCCCGACUGCGCGCAGGUGAUUGCCCCCCAGGGCCUGCAGCUACUCAAGAGCACGGAGAGUUCCCUGCUGGUGAGCUGGGAACCCACCAGCCAAGUGGACCACUACCUUCUCAGCUACUAUCCCCUGGGAAAGGAGCUCUUGGCGAAGCAGCUCCAAGUGCCCAAGGAGCAGCACAGCUAUGAGAUUCCUGGUCUGCAGCCCGGAACCAAGUACAUCGUCACCCUGCGUAACGUGAAGAAAGAUGUGUCCAGCAACCCCCAGCACCUCCUUGCUGCCACAGAUCCUGCUGUGCUUGGCACUGCUUGGGUCACAGAAGAGACAGAGACCUCACUGGACGUGGAGUGGGAGAACCCGUUGACUGAGGUGGACUACUACAAGCUGCAGUACGGCCCCUUGACAGGGCACGAGGUGGAUGAGGUCACCGUGCCCAAGAGCAGUGAGCCCAAGAGCCGAUAUGACAUCACCGGUCUGCAGCCUGGGACAGAGUAUAAGAUUACAGUGAUUCCUGUGAGAGGCGACCUGGAGGGCAAGCCCAUUCUCCUGAGCGGCAGGACAGAAAUUGAUGGUCCAACCAAUGUGGUCACUGACAGAGUGACGGAGGACACGGCAGCUGUCUCCUGGGACCCCGUGAAGGCCGACAUAGACAAGUACAUGGUGCGCUAUGUCUCCCCUGAAGGGGAGAGCAAGGAGACGGCCGUACCCAAGGACCAGAGCAGCACCGUUCUGCAGGGCCUGAAGCCGGGAGAGCAGUACAAAAUCUACGUAUGGGCUGAGAAGGGCAGCCAAGGGAGCAGGAAAGCCGACACCAAGGCCUUAACAGAAAUCGACAGCCCCACAAACCUGGUGACUGACCGGGUGACAGAGGACACAGCCGCCAUCUCCUGGGACCCGGUGCAGGCUGACAUUGACAAGUAUGUGGUGCGCUACACCUCUGCCGACGGAGAGAGCAAGGAGAUGCCUGUGGGCAAGGAACAGAGCAGCGCCAUCCUGACGGGCCUGAGGCCAGGCGUGGAGUAUAAGGUCUAUGUGUGGGCCCAGAAAGGGGACCAGGAGAGCAAGAAGGCUGACACCAAGGCCCCAACAGACAUCGACAGCCCUAAAAACCUGGUGGUUAGCCAGGUGACAGAGGACACAGCCACCAUCUCCUGGGACCCGGUGCAGGCUGACAUCGACAAGUACAUAGUGCACUACACCUCUGCCGACGGAGAGACCAAAGAGUUUUCUGUGGGGAACAAGACCAGCACGACCCUGACGGGGCUGAGGCCAGGUGUGGAGUACACAGUCCAUGUGCGGGCCCAGAAGGGAUCCCAGGAGAGCAAGAAGGCCAACACCAAGGCCCCGACAGAUAUUGACAGCCCCAAAAACCUGGUGGUUAGCCAUGUGUCAGAGGACACGGCCACCAUCUCCUGGGACCCAGUGCAGGCUGACAUCGACAAGUACAUAGUGCACUACACCUCUGCUGAUGGAGAGACCAAGGAAUUUCCUGUGGGGAAGAAGACCAGCACGACCCUGACGGGGCUGAGGCCAGGUGUGGAGUACACAGUCCACGUGUGGGCCCAGAAGGGAUCCCAGGAGAGCAAGAAGGCCAACACCAAGGCCCCGACAGAUAUUGACAGUCCCAAAAACCUGGUGGUUAGCCAGGUGACAGAGAACACGGCCACCAUCUCCUGGGACCCAGUGCAGGCUGACAUCGACAGGUAUAUGGUGCACUACACCUCUGCCGACGGAGAGACCAAGGAAUUUCUGGUGAAAAAGGAGAAGACCAGCACGACCCUGACGGGGCUGAGGCCAGGUGUGGAGUACACAGUCCACGUGUGGGCCCAGAAGGGGUCCCAGGAGAGCAAGAAGGCCAACACCAAGGCCCCGACAGAUAUUGACAGUCCCAAAAACCUGGUGGUUAGCCAGGUGACAGAGAACACAGCCACCAUCUCCUGGGACCCAGUGCAGGCUGACAUCGACAGGUAUAUGGUGCACUACACCUCUGCCGACGGAGAGACCAGAAAGUUUCCUGUGGGGAAGAAGACCAGCACGACCCUGACGGGGCUGAGGCCAGGUGUGGAGUACACAGUUCACGUGUGGGCCCAGAAGGGGUCCCAGGAGAGCAAGAAGGCCAACACCAAGGCCCUGACAGAAAUUGACAGCCCCAAAAACCUAGUGACCAACAGGGUGACAGAGAACACGGCCACCAUCUCCUGGGAUCCUGUGCGAGCCAACAUUGACAAGUAUGUGGUGCGCUACACCUCUGCUGAUGGGGAGAGCAAGGAGAUGCCUGUGGGCAAGGAGCGGAGCAGCACCAUCCUGACGGGCCUGAGGCCAGGCGUGGAGUAUAAGGUCUAUGUGUGGGCACAGAAGGGGACCCAGGAGAGCAAGAAGGCUGACACCAAGGCCUUGACAGAAAUUGACCCUCCCAAAAACUUUCAUUCAUUUGGCGUAACUCAGUCUGGUGGUGUGUUGAGCUGGUUGCCUCCUUUUGCUGAGAUCGAUGGCUACAUACUGACCUAUGAACUCCCUAAUGGCAUGGUGAAGGAGGUACAGCUCCGAAGAGGUGAGCAGAGUUUUGAGCUGCAAGACCUGGAGCACGGUGUAACCUACCCUUUCUCCUUGGUCGCCUUCAGGGGUCAUCGCCGAAGCAAGACGGUCUCCACCAUCCUCUCCACAGUUAAACCCGUCUUCCCACACCCUUCGGACUGCACUCAGGUUCAGCAGAACAGCAAUGCUUCCAGUGGCCUGUACACCAUCUACCUCAACAGUGACCCCAAACAGCCCAUGCAGGUGUACUGCGACAUGGAGACAGAUGGAGGCGGCUGGAUAGUCUUCCAGAGGCGGAACACAGGGCAGCUGGAUUUCUUCAAGCGUUGGCGGAGCUACGUGGAAGGCUUUGGGGACCCCAUGCAGGAGUUUUGGAUUGGUCUGGACAAGCUGCACAAUCUCACCACUGCCACCCCGACCCGGUAUGAGGUGCGAGUUGACUUGGAGACGUUCAAUGAAUCUGCCUACGCCGUGUAUGACUUCUUCCAAGUGGGCUCCAGCAAGGAGCGCUACAAGCUGACAGUUGGCAAGUACAACGGCACAGCAGGGGACGCUCUUUCUUACCACAAUGGAUGGAAGUUUACAACUUUUGACAAAGACAAUGAUAUUGCCCUCAGCAACUGUGCCCUGACUCAUCAUGGCGGCUGGUGGUACAAGAACUGCCACUUGGCCAACCCCAAUGGCAAAUACGGGGAGUCCAAGCACAGUGAGGGGGUGAACUGGGAGCCAUGGAAAGGACAUGAGUUCUCCAUUCCUUACGUGGAGCUGAAAAUCCGCCCGCAAGGCUACAAACCGAAGAGUGACAGCCGGAAGAGCGGCCAGGGCAGGAAGAAGCUGGCGCCUGGAGGAGGCAGAAUGUUCUGA